CACUAAUAUUGGCUGGAGGUUUCACAGAAACAUCAGAUAGUUAAGAUAGUUUUCGAGAAAUUAAAAGGUGACAAGAGUAGUCAGGCAGGUUGUAGCGGGUGGAAACUGCCAGAUGUACUCUGUGACUUAAUAGUGGCAGGUAAAUUGUAAACAAUGGCAGGAAGCUGAAAUGGAACCCUGAGGAAGAUGCUCAGCAUUUCACUGGAGGAGGGACAUCCCAGUAUCUGCAGAGACCAGGCCAAUAUGUGGAAUCAUGGGAACCAUACGUUUAGUGGCUGGCGUGUACUUGAUCGUCAUCACAAAGAAGAAGAAGAUAGGAGAGCUGUGGGGCCACUCUGUGUGGAAGGCCCUGGACUUCGACAUCAUCUCCUAUAAAAAGACAAUACUGCACCUAACUGAUAACCAGAUGCAAGACAACAAGACUUUCCUCUCAAUGCUCAACAAUGUUCUUCACACUGACGGCUUCUACUUCGCCACAGACUACGACUUGACUCACAGUUUGCAGCGCUUGGCCAACACCAGCCCUGAAUUUCAAGAGAUGAGUCUCCUGGAGCGGGCAGAUCAGCGUUUCGUCUGGAAUGGCCACCUGUUGAGGGAAUUCAUGACUCAGCCAGAGUUACACAAGUUUGUGUAUCCUGUGGUCCAUGGCUUCAUCAUCAUGAAGUCCAGCUGCAUCAAUGGAAAAGUCUUUGAAUGGAGCAUUAUCUCCAGGAGGAGCUGUUUCAGAGCUGGGGUCCGCUACUAUGUGCGAGGCAUUGAUUCUGAAGGUCACGCUGCCAACUAUGUGGAGACGGAGCAGAUUGUUCAGUACAACAAUGCCAAGGCUUCCCUCGUUCAGACAAGGGGCUCAAUUCCUCUAUACUGGUCUCAGAGGCCUAAUCUAAAGUACAAGCCAAAGCCACAGAUCAACAAAGCAGUCAACCACUUGGAUGGAUUCCAGAGACAUUUUGACUCCCAAAUAAUACUCUACGGAAAGCAAGUCAUCCUGAACCUGAUUAACCAGAAGGGAUCAGAGAAGCCCCUUGAGUUGGCGUUUGACAAGUUGGUGACCAGCCUGGCAAAUGGCACUAUUAAGUAUGUAGCCUUUGACUUCCACAAAGAGUGCAGUCGAAUGAGAUGGCACCGCCUGCGGAUCCUGUUGGACAUGGUUGCUGAUAUGCAGAAUGAGUUUGGGUAUUUCCUGGUGGACGUGGAUGGUAAUGUGUUGUCCAACCAGGAGGGUACGUUUAGAAGCAACUGCAUGGACUGUCUGGACCGCACCAAUGUCAUCCAGAGCCUGCUGGCCCGUCGCUCGCUGCAAUCACAGCUUCAGAAAAUGGGAGUCCUGCAUCCGAGUCAGCAGAUUGAAGAGCAAGCAGACUUUGAGAAGAUGUUUAAGAACGCUUGGGCUGACAAUGCGGAUGCUUGUGCUAAGCAGUAUGCUGGCACUGGAGCUUUGAAGACCGACUUCACCAGGACAGGGAAGAGGACUCAGUGGGGGCUGGUGAUGGAUGGCUGGAACUCUAUGAUCCGAUAUUACAAAAACAACUUUUCUGAUGGCUUCAGACAGGACUCAAUUGAUCUGUUCCUGGGCAACUAUGCAGUGGAUGAGGCUGAUCUGGUGACUCCGCUGCGAGACCCCAAAGACUGGAAAUUUUUAACCCUGCCCAUCAUCAUGGUGGUUGCCUUCUCCAUGUGCAUCAUCUGCCUGCUGAUGGCUGGUGAGACAUGGACAGAGACGCUAGCUUACGUCCUGUUCUGGGGAACAGCAAGCGUGGUCACCGGAGGCCUCAUCCUCUUCAACGGCCGGGACUUUGUCGACGCACCCAAGUUGGUCCAGAAAGAGAAGCUGGACUGAAUGUGUGUGUGUGGAAAGCAGCUUAGCCCUGGCGAGCUCACCACCUCAUCCUCUACCUCUUCAUCACUCUACCCUCAGCAUCAGACUCGGCGGGCCUGUAGCCUUUACUAAGGGAGUGGGUGCUGUGGAGAAGGGUGGGGGGCAGCAGGGCUCGGUCGUGCACAAGGAUGCAAAAGAAAGACUGGGAGUGUACUGACCUGCUGCUGUCCACACGACCACCACACAGACUGAUCUUUUCGAUGAACCUCACUGGUAUGUUCAGACUGAAUGUGACAGACACAGCUGUUGGAGUUGGUGUUCGAUGCUAUGACAACAUUGUGUGCUCGGAUCAAAUUGUAAAUGAAUUUCUGUAUAUUCAAAAAUGCCUUUAUCACUGGUUACUCUAGAACUCAUGUCAGUCUUCAAAGCUAGUGAGGCAUUCUGUUAUAGGACCUCAACACUUUCAAAAAGUAAGUGCUUUCCAUUUGGUGUGAUGGAAGGACCACACACGUACUUUGAUGCAGCUCCACUGAUCUGAUUCGGUCUGCAAGUGCUGCAGGCUUAGACAAAUGUGUAGUUGAUCCACUCCUCUCCAUCAUUUCAGUGAAAUAUACUAACUAUAGAAGCCACCUCGGAAACUGAUGAUUCAUAAAUAACAGCUGAAAAGUCUGGAAUCCUCAUUCGGGACCAUUCAAACUGUAACAUCUUUAGGUAGAAUUAAAAUGACAACACACUUACAAUAGACUUGUGGAAGCAGCGCCUGCUUCAAACCAAACUAUUGUCUUAAAGAUGCAUUUUUUUUAAAUUCAUGUAUGAUUAAACACAAGUUGCAUAUGUUGGUGAAACUUUUGGUUUUUUUGUUGUUGACAGAAAUGGGUCUAUUGAGUAAAUUAAUUAAAUAUUAUCUU
This is a messenger RNA of Synchiropus splendidus (mandarinfish), 2724 nucleotides long. Its product is annotated as phosphatidylinositol-3-phosphatase SAC1-B. The transcript is spliced from 19 exons. Gene Ontology annotation, molecular function: phosphatidylinositol-4-phosphate phosphatase activity. Gene Ontology annotation, cellular component: endoplasmic reticulum. Gene Ontology annotation, biological process: phosphatidylinositol dephosphorylation. Lineage: Eukaryota; Metazoa; Chordata; Actinopteri; Syngnathiformes; Callionymidae. The record is from RefSeq and is a predicted model, not a curated record. The coding region runs from base 254 to 1837 and encodes 527 amino acids.